CGGACCUGGGAGGGGCGCGGGGGGAGGGGCUGUGAGCCUCUGGGUUCGCGGGCUUCGGGGCUUGCGGCGGGACAGUGACGGGCGCGCUUGGCCGCCGCCUGUGCCGCUUUGCUCGGGAGCCCUGGAACUGGCGCCCGGAAGACGUGAUUUUCAAAGCUAAUUAUGAAAACAUUUGUCAUUGGAAUCGGUGGUGUGACAAAUGGUGGGAAGACAACACUGGCUAAGAAUUUGCAGAAACGCCUUCCAAACUGCAGUGUCAUAUCUCAGGAUGAUUUCUUUAAGCCAGAGUCUGAGAUAGAGACAGAUGAAAAUGGAUUUCUGCAGUAUGAUGUGCUUGAAGCGCUUAACAUGGAGGAGAUGAUGUCUGCCAUUUCCUGCUGGAUGGAAAGCGCAACACAGUCUCUGGUAUCAACAGACGGGGGAAGCGUUGAGGAAAUUCCCAUCUUAAUUAUCGAAGGUUUCCUUCUCUUUAAUUAUAAGCCCCUUGACACUAUAUGGAAUAGAAGCUAUUUUCUGACCAUUCCAUAUGAAGAAUGUAAGAGGAGGAGGAGUACAAGGGUCUACGAGCCUCCAGACGCCCCAGGGUACUUUGAUGGCCAUGUGUGGCCCAUGUAUCAAAAGCACAGAAAAGAAAUGGAGAACAUCUCAUGGGAAAUUGUUUACCUAGAUGGAACAAAAUCUGAGGAGGAACUCUCUUCACAAGUGUAUGAAGAUCUAAUACAAGAACUAGCAAAGCAAAGGUCAGUUUCUGGGGGGAAGAAAGAUGGCGGUGAAGUAGAAGGACGUGAAAUGCAUCCCUCUCCACAGAUGCAUCAGGAAUACACCAAAAGACGCAAAAAUUCCCACAGAGAAUCAGCUGAACACCAGCAAACGACCUUGGACACCAGAAAGGACUGCAAAGAUCCCGACAUAACUGGGUCUGCAAGUGACAGCAUAAAGUUGGAAUGCACCAAAUCCUUCCUGGAGUGAAUUAUGAAAUUCAAAGGAAUCUGUGCAAGAAAUUUAACCAAGAUGCAAUGUGUACUUUGGUACAGUGACAGCCUCUUUUGUUUCUUUGUUUCUCUGUUUGUUAUAUCACACAUGAUUUCUUUAACACACGGAAAAGUAAGUAGUCAUCCAUGACAAUGGACAGGAAUUUACCUUAAUGUUGUUCUCAUUCCAAGAAGUGCACAGAUACAGCAUAGCUCACAAAGAGUGAGUCAGUUUCUCUAGACCAGUGAUUGUCAAACUUUUCUGAAUGGGACCCAGAGUAAGAAAUGAUGUAGAUCACAAUCCAGUGUGUAUGUAAUCUGUUGGUGUGUGUGUUUGUGUGCAUAUGUCUGUAUGUAUAUGCGUUGCGUGUAUCAUAUCAAGUAUUAUAAAGUAUUUACCUCACAUACAAUGUACUCUUGAUAUUUUUCUAUUUUUAAUUUUUUUAAAGUAUUAGUUACCAUUACCACAUCAGUGCUCACCUCCUGCAAAUAAUGGGAUUACCAGGAGUAGUAGUCAUAUUGAAUAAAUCAACAAUUUGCAACAGUAUCUUUUUUGUAUGUUUUGUCCUUGUUGCUGCUGUUAGUGUUUUUCAUAUGUGUCUGAAACUGCUGAAUCAUUUGUGUCAUUUAUGUUGAGACUGUUACAAAUAAGAUUUUUUAUGUUUGUGUUUUAUUUUGUGUUUGUCAAAACAGUGGUCUAAAAUCACAGAAAUAAGUUACUUCAGUGAUAGGCAAUACAGGGGACCUUUCAUUGAAAAGUACAACAGGAGAUCUGUAUAAUCAUAUAAUUUUUGAGGCCUCAUUUAAUGCUGAAAUUUAAAUUCCUGAUCAACUUGUUAUUUAUUAAUAAUAAAUAGAUUGCUCACACCCUCUCAGUCCUUAAAAAUAUAAAAUAUAUUCUUACAUUAACUUUAAACAUUCUCUACAGAUUCAUCUGAUCAGCUGUCAUUACUUAGAAAUUUCUAACUAGCUUGUACUCAGUGAUGACUAGGGGUUUUUUUGGUCACACUGGGGAAAAAAAAUCUGGGCUCAAAUUACAGUUCAUCCACUUAAUAGCUAUAUGCCUUUGAUCAAACCAUUUAAAUUCUAUAUUUCCUCUUUAUAAGAAAGGGGAUAUUAACAGUACUUAGUAUGAGUGUAGUGGAGAGUAAGGAUGAAGUUCACAAUCCCUAAUCCAGCCCCAGAGACAUUUCCUGAUGUAUCUUCUGAGUGUCUCUACCCUCAUUUCCAGUCCCUCAACCCACUGCUGUUCAGCCCCUGGGACCUCCUCUCCUCAAACUUACCAGGACCCUUCCUGCUUCGCAGCCAGUUCGUGUACUGCUCCUGAUACUUAGAGCAAACUCCUACGACCCUUCCCCCCAGCUAGUCUGCUAACUCCUACUCCCCCUUCAGCUCACCCCUAAAAUGCUGCUUCUUAGAGGAUUUCCCUCCUUCUUGCCCUGCCCUCAUAGGGGCUCUCAGCGUUCCCCUACUUUUCCUUUAUGGGGCUAUUCACAAUUGCAGUUAUACUGCCACUUACAGAAUCACUCGUUUGGUGGGCUGUCUCUCCAGCUAGACUGCAGACUCCUUGAAGGCAGGACCUACCUCUGUGACUUAAUUACACACACACCCCUGCUGGCUAGCACUGUGUCUGGCACAUAAUGAACAAAUUAAUAUUGGGUACAUUUUGUAAAUUACUACUCUAUCAAGAAUGAGUUCACAUGCAAGCAGUGUGUUAGUAGCUUCCUGGGGUUUAUUCUUUUUACAUAACAAAGUCCAAGGCAUGGAGUCCAGGGUUUUUGUAUAGCGUUGUCAGGUUUACGGGGAAAAAAACAAAAAGAAAAUUAGAGGGCACGCAGUUAAAUUUGAAUUUCAGGUAAACUAUAAAUAACUUUUUAGUGUAAGUCCUAAAUGUUACAUAUUUAAGACUUGUUUUUCUGAAGUUCUGCAACUUGAAAGUGCCGGUGAAAAAGCCAGGGUCUUUCAUCCUUGGUUUGUGGCGCUAUCACCAGGAGCUCCCAGCACAGGGUCAACUGUCAGGGCAGGAAGCUGGGUACAGGGGGCACAGGCAGCCACAGGCCUUCCGGAAUCACCCAACAAUGACCCCAGUAGCCGGAGCUGGCUCCCAUGGCUACUUCCUUCUGCAAGAGAGGCUGGGAAGGGGCUGUUACGAUAUGAUUUGAGCCAAUUAUGAUUCAUUGCCUGGGGAUGUUGCCAUGAAGGAAAACAAAGCUUUUACUAAGGAAGGAGGAAGAAAUAGGUAAGCAACUCCAAGUAUUAUCACAGCCUUUUUCUGCUUAUCCUCCCUGGCUAUGAUUUUAUCAAGCUUAAAUGGAUGUAAUUUGUGUUACCAAAACAAUACGAUUUUUUUUAGUAUAAAAGUCUAGAUAUGACUUUUCAAACUUUAUUUCCAAGAAUUUCUCUGCCCCACAGAGAGCAAUUGUUGAUUGAAAAACAUCAUCGUUGCCUUUCCCCCCAUUUUAGCAUGUGAAAAUAGGUCAGAGAAAGACUCUUCAUCUUGAAAAAACAAAACAAAAACAAAAAAACUAACAAACAUUAAAAAUGUAAAUGUUCAAAUCAUUUUCAGAAGAAGUAAACAUUUUUGUUUACUAUGAUCAGUGAGAAAUAAAUCAUAAAUUUGAAAUAAAGAAUGCUAGUGCUUCAUUUCCACUGUUUGUUUCCACAUUUAGUUACUGUCAUCAAAGCAGUUAAUGGGAUAGAAACCUGUGUAGAAAGGCACGUGCUCUAUAUAUUGAAAAGGAGCAAAUAUGAAAACUUCACUUUUGUAUGCAUAAAUAACCUCUAUCCUUUAGGAUGAAUUUGCUGUAGGAAGGUUUCAUUGUGCUUAAUGUUAAACACAGAGGAGAGGAUUUAGAAAAGGGCCUCAUGCACAGACUGUUACACUAAAGGGUGAGAUUCGAGCCCAACAAGUUACCUUUUAAGGUUAUGCUUGUGGUAGUACAUAGAACUGUAAAAUGUUGGAGCAGUAUCAGCUGGUCCAAUGUUCUAUAUUUAGUGUAGAAGUUAGAACCACAGCUGGUGACCUGCCCAACCCCGUGCAGCUAGUUACUGGCAGGACCAGAGCCAGGGCAUAAUCCCUGCACCACGCAAACAUGCACACACACAUUUUUCAUUUUAAAGCAAAAAAUCGCAGAAAAAUCUCUUGCUAGAGGACAUCAUCGCACUGUCUUUCCUUUGAAGGGAGCAGAUUGUGGAGACUGGAAAGGCAAGGGCUGUGUCAGGGAAGAAUGAAGCUUUCUGUUCUGGGCUACUGGAGCUUUGUCAAGGAGGCAAGGCAACUCAUGAGGUUAUCUGAGGGGCAAGGAUCAGUGGUGAGCUAACAUGAGCUAUGUGCCACUGUGUGUUUUGCCGACCUUAGGUCUGUGAUUCUAGUUGUCCUUUCAGUAACUGCAGCCAUGGUGGAGACCUAGGGAAAAGCAAGGAUAUGGAAAAGGUAGAAUGGGAUUACUCUCCACUUCUGUGUACACACAGAAACAGAUGAAAAUUGCAGUAGCAGCUUUGGGGCCCUCAUCAAGGUAGCAUGAUCUGCAAAUAAGAAAAUAUCAAAAACAGAAUUUCUUACCAAAGUGAGCAUAGCUGAUGCAUUCACGCCCAGGAGUCCAGAAACACAUCAUCAAUGUAAACGUGAGACUAAAAUAAUGUACUCCUUGCUAGCUUUCAGAUCCAGAGAAGUUAGGUUGUCCUCUUCAAGAUUAAAAAUUGAUACUAAAAAUCAUAUGAAGAAAUCCUUAUUGAUUUUUCUCUUCCCUGUACAGCAAGUUCUUAGAACUUACUGUUGUAACAGUGGUUCUCAAACCUUAGCAUGUACCAGAAUCCUUUGGAGGGCUUAUUAAAACAGAUUGCUGGUCCCCAACCCCAGAAUUUCUGGUUCAGUUAGUUUGGGGGAGCGUACUAAAAUCUGCAUUUCUUCUUUUUUUUUUAAGAACUUAUUGAGAUAUAAUUGACAUACAAUAAACUGCUUGUAUCUAAAGUGUACAGAUUGGAAUUGCCAUAUAUACAUUACUAAUAAGAAAAAAAUACCAAAUUGUACACUCUAAAUAUAUGCAGUUUAUUGUAUGUUAACUGUAUCUCAAUGAAAGUUCUUUAAAAAAAAUUAAAUAAAUAAAUUUAAAAAAUAAACAUAAAGUGUACAAUUUGAUAUAUUUUUCCUUGUUAGUAAUGUAUACACAGCAAUCCCAAACUCCCAAUUCAUCCCACACACCCCCCCCCCCAACGCUUUCCCCACUUGGUGUCCAUAGGUUUGUUCUCCACAUCUGUGUCUCUAUUUCUGCCUUGCAAACCAGUUGAUCUGUACCAUUUUUCUAUAUUCCACAUAUAUGUGUUAAUAUAUGAUAUUUGUUUUUCUCUUUCUGACUUACUUCACUCUGUAUGACAGUCCCUAGGUCCAUCCAUGUCUCUACGAAUGUCCCAAUUUCAUUCCUUUUUUACGGCUGAGUAAUAUUCCAUUGUAUAUAUGUACCACAUCUUCUUUAUCCAUUCAUCUGUUGAUGGACAUUUAGGUUGCUUCCAUGACCUGGCUAUUGUAAAUAGUGCUGCAGUGAACAUUGGAGUGCAUGUGUCUUUUUGAAUGAUGGUGUUCUCUGGGUAUAUGCCCAGCAGUGGGAUUGCUGGGUCAUAUGGCAAUUCUAUUUUUAGUUUUUCAAGGAACCUCCAUACUGUUCUCCAUAAUGGCCAUAUCAAUUUACAUUCCCACCAGUAGUGCAAGAGGGUUCCCUUUUCUCCACACCCUCUCCAGCAUUCAUUGUUUGUAGAUUUUCUGACGAUGCCCAUUCUAACCGGUAGUGAUACCUCUUUGUAGUUUUGAUUUACAUUUCUCUAAUAAUUAGUGAUGUUGAGCAGCUUUUCAUGUGCCUCUUGGCCUUCUGUAGGUCUUCUUUGGAGAAAUGCCUGUUUAGGUCUUCUGCCUAUUUUGGGGUUGGGUUCUUUGUUUUUUUGAUAUUGAGCUGCAUGAACUGCUUAUGUAUUUUGGAGAUUAAUCCUUUGUCUGUUGAUUCAUUUGCAAAUAUUUUUUCCCAUUCUGAGGGUUGUCUUUUUGUCUUGCUUAUAGUUUCCUUUGCUGUGCAAAAGCUUUUAAGUUUCAUUAGAUCCCACUUUUAUUUUUGUUUUUAUUUCCAUUACUCUAGGAGGUGGGUCAAAAAAGAUCUUGCUGUGAUUUAUGUCCAAGAGUGUUCUUCCUAUGUUUUCGUCUAGGAGUUUUAUAGUGUCUGACCUUACAUUAAGGUCUUUAAUCCAUUUUGAGUUUAUCUUUGUGUAUGGUGUUAGGGAGUGUUCUAAUUUCAUUCUUUUACAUGUAGCUGUCUAGUUUUCCCAGCAACACUUACUGAAGAGGCUGUCUUUUCUCCACUGUUUAUCCUUGCCUCCUUUGUCAUAGAUUAGUUGACCACAGUUUAUCUCUGGGCUUCCUAUCCUGUUCCAUUGAUCCAUAUUUCUGUGUUUGUGCCAGUACCAUAUUGUCUUGAUCACUGUAGCUUUGUAGUAUAGUUUGAAGUCAGGGAGUCUGAUU
This is a messenger RNA of Hippopotamus amphibius kiboko, 6474 nucleotides long. RefSeq names its product nicotinamide riboside kinase 1 (gene NMRK1). Bases 163 to 969 code for a protein of 268 amino acids. The transcript has 10 exons. The record is from RefSeq and is a predicted model, not a curated record. NCBI's taxonomy places the organism in Eukaryota, Metazoa, Chordata, Mammalia, Artiodactyla, Hippopotamidae. Gene Ontology annotation, cellular component: cytoplasm.